Brassica napus (rape) is the source of this 1179-nucleotide messenger RNA. RefSeq lists its product as uncharacterized. The transcript is spliced from 5 exons. The record is from RefSeq and is a predicted model, not a curated record. Bases 1 to 1179 code for a protein of 392 amino acids. NCBI's taxonomy places the organism in Eukaryota, Viridiplantae, Streptophyta, Magnoliopsida, Brassicales, Brassicaceae.
AUGCGGCUCGGAUACCUUGCCAUCUUCAUUGGAUUCAUUGAAGGGAGAAAGUACUCAACCGCUACACGAGCUAGUCUUGCAAGGCUAGUGAUGGAUAUAGAAAGAUUUGAGAAUUAUCCUUGGGGGAGAGUGGCGUUUAAGGUGUGGGCGUACUUUGCUCUGCCAGAAUUUGGUGCUAAUUUUGGGCAUCCCCUACCAAACAGACCGUCUCCGAUGUUGCUGGCUUACAAUGGUGGUAAAGGACGCAGAUUUUUUAAAGAGGCCAUUAGCAGACAAACUAGAGUGAUCAACUUCGUCCACAAGGACUAUGCUGAGAUGUUUCCACGAUGGGAUUUUGAUGUAGAGGACCCGUCCGCGGAGAACAUAAUUAUAGUCAUGUUUAAUGCGAAAGCUAAUUGGAAGUGGACCAUGGAUUGCUGGGAAGUCACCGGUACUAACCCGAGAGUGAAGAAGGAAGUGAGUGCAGCGGAGACAGAGAGUGGUGUGAAGGAAGAAAGUGCAACAUCUCGGAAGAAAGCUCAUAAAGAGGUUCGUAGAAAGGCUUCUGUUGAGGCUACUAAAAUGCCUUCUGCUGAGGUGCGUGCAGAGGCUUCUACGUCUGUUGGUGGGAUGACCAAGGAUCAGAUUGAAAAAAGCUUUAGGGACAUAGCUGAUGUCAUGAGGGAUGGGUUUGGGAUGUGCCUGAAGGAGAUCAAGUUGCUGGGGGAUAGGAUGGAAGCUAUGGAGAAGAAGGUGGGAAUCACCAAAAAAGGGACUGCAUCUAAUGAACAUCAAAUCACAACUUCAAAUCUGGAAAAGCGUGGGCACGAACCCGGAGUUAGUACCAAAACCUCUCCCAAAAUCACAGAGAAGAGAUUGACCAGGGAAAGUAGUGAAAGUGUGAAUGAGGCGAAAGCAGGACAGAAUGACCCCCAAGAACCGAGAGUACCCACUGAUUCAGAUUUACAGAAGGAGGAAACUAGAAGGCAGAGAAAGAAGGAUGCUGCUAUGGUACAUGUCCGUGGAAAGAGUGAGCGAGCAAGGAAACUUGCUGCCUCACAGCAAACUCCUUUUAAGGGAAACAACACUGCCAAAGUGAUCAUUCCAAACAAAAGGGUUGGCCAAGGCUAUGAUCCUUUUGCACCCUUUGACAAGAAGAUGUCGAAGCUGCUCACUGACUGGGUGAAACUUGAUCCGUAA